Xenopus laevis (African clawed frog) is the source of this 1042-nucleotide messenger RNA. RefSeq lists its product as uncharacterized. The transcript has 9 exons. Bases 134 to 1042 code for a protein of 302 amino acids. NCBI's taxonomy places the organism in Eukaryota, Metazoa, Chordata, Amphibia, Anura, Pipidae. The record is from RefSeq and is a predicted model, not a curated record.
GGAAAUAGUUUUUCCUGGAGACAGCAAGAAACAAUCCAGACAGACAAGUACAGGCUCGCACAUGACACAGUACAUCCUACAGUAUUUUGCUUCUGUUCGAUAGAGAUAACAUCUAAGUUCCGCUAUAUGAAUAAUGGGUGCCUAUGCAAGCACAUUUCCUAACAGUGGUGGCAACAUUCUUCUGGAGGUAACAGACCCUUCCCAAUCCAACUGGAUUACGGCUCAUGCUGAGACUUGCAAAAUGUCUAUCCCAGAAGUUCAAAAAUGCUGGAACAGAUUUCUUAUACUCGGUCCAGAUUCCAGUGGAAACAUUAAGCGGAGCAGCUUGCUAUCGAAGAAUCCAUUCACAAAGCAGAUACUUCAACAAAUUCCAGUUGUGAAUAAUGAGGUUAUAACAUUCCAGACUUAUUGCAGUGCUGUAUCAUGGUUGGCAAAGGCACCUCAGGAAAGCAAACUUCGAGGUCUCUACCACGUGUUAACUUCGAAAGAGCUGACUAUGGGGACUCUGAAGAAUUUGCUUCACAACCUGUAUCCUAAUGAUGGUUCAAACGUUAUUGAAGAGAUGUGCCACCUUCUGUUUUCUGAAAUUGAUAAAUCAAAAAAAGGAGUCAUUGAUGAAGAUCAGUUUGUAUCUUGGAUUCAGAGUAUGCCAAAAGAUCAUGUAGCAUCAGUGCUGGAUUUCAGAAUGAUAUCACCUGAAUUACAAUCAAGAGAUCUUAGCCUUUCCUCUGUAUCACCACAGAUAUACAAAGCUGUAGAUGAAAAGGGAAGACUGAGAGAUGACCAGCUUCAUCAAGUUGCCACAGCAAUAGCACAAGGAAAGAGAGACUGGCGACUUUUAGCAAAUAAGUUGGGGUUUCUAGAGAAGGACUGUAUCUUCUUUGAAAAAAAUCAUCAUGAAGCCAAGGAUCAGAUCUUGGAUAUGUUGCAGACGUGGAGAAACACUCUUGGGGGAGCAGUUCAGUCACAGAUUUUGCAAGAUGCAUUGAAGAAAAGUGGCAAUGCAGACAUUGCAAAUGAGAUCUUCAAGCUUAAUUUUUAA